UUACUUAGUUUAUCAAUUCUUAACAUCACGACUCUUUCCAGGGCCAUGCUAGCCUUGAGGAAUCACAAGUAGAGGGCUGGUGGUCGAAGGCAGCCAGAGAGCGUGUUGCAGGCCUAUGCUUCCCGCGGUGCUCACCUCGACCCACCCAGGAAUUGAAGCCCCAUGAACUCAUCGAGGGAGGAGUGGUGGGAGAGCACCGUCUUCGAUUACCAAGAGGAGGCGGCGACCACACGCGGGGAGGGGCUGAAGACCAAGGAGACUCCCACCUCCAACCUCUCCACCGAUGACCUGUUGGAGAACCUGACGUGGGCGCGAGGGCUUGGGGUGCCUCGCGUCUGGCUGCUCACACACUCUGCCGUCGCGGUACCGCCUGAGCUGCAUCUGCUGGUGGCACUCAUCCUCACCACCAUCGGUGUCCUUGGCACUGCUGGGAAUGCCAUUGUGGUGUGGGUGUUCACUAGAUUUCGGCGGCUGAGAACACCUGCUAACACCUUCAUUGUAAAUCUGGCGGCGAGUGACCUAAUCACCUCCAUGCUGCACUCCAUGGCCGCCUACUCCUCCUUCAGACACCAGUGGUCCUUCGGGAGAUUAGGCUGCAGCGUAUACGGAGGCGGCGUGGGUCUGCUGGGCCUGGUGUCCAUCGUGACGCUCUCCUUCAUCGCAGUGGAGCGGCUCAUUGUCAUCAGAACCUCGUCGUCUUCCUCCAAGUGGCGUAUCACUCGUCCCACCGCCAGGAAGCUGAUCCCCGCCAUCUGGGUGUAUUGUUGCGCCCUUUCGCUCCCGCCCUUCUUCGGUUGGAGCGCCUACGUCCCUGAAGGCCUAAUGACGUCAUGCUCGUGGGACUACAUCAGCAGGAACAGCAGUAACCGCGCCUAUUACGUGUACCUGCUGGUGGGUGGCUUCGUGCUGCCUGUCACAAUCAUCACUUGCUGCUACACCUACAUACUGCUGGCACUCUUCCGCCAUUCGCGCCUUCUGCUAGCCCACGUGCCCUCCAGAUCUACCUCUGCUCGUCGGACAGACCUCCGAACUGCCCAGAUGGUGCUGACACUCAUCCUCCUCUUCACCAUCAGCUGGAGUCCCUACGCCACCGUGAGCUUCAUCGGACAGUUCGGAGACGUGCGGCUAUUGACGCCGUGGGUGUCCGCCCUGCCGGCACUCUUCGCUAAGGCCUCGGUCAUCUACAAUCCCAUCGUGUACGGCAUGAGCCACCCUCACUUCCGCUCCUCGCUGCAGCACCUCUUCUCCAGUGUUACCUCCACACACCAACACGUGCACUACAAAGCCUCCACUGCCGCGCGUCACGUCUCCGUCAACUCAGUCCUGGCGCUGCCGGAGGAUACCCAGUACCGCCCGUGGCAGUCCGACGCCUCUCCCUCGCCGCGGUGCCCUACUGGGUUCACUCCUCGGGGGCACUCCAUGGGGCCGACGCCAAACGAGGAAUCAUGGACCUGCCUGCUGAUGCCAGACCUCACCACGCCAGCCACGGGGGACGUCGCCAACCUGUCAGAGCCAGACCUGCUGAGGCACGACGAUCGCAUCAUUCCGGCGCAUCUCGUCACCUUCGCCGCCUACCACCGGGAGAAGAGACGCUUCCUCCGCUCCGCGCUCUUUUGUUCAGAGUCGUCACUGGAGCGCUACGACAGACGGCCCACCCCACAGCGGCCAAGACACACCUACGUCGGCGGCGGGGGUGGAUUGCUGCCCACCACUACACCCAACUGUGUGCUGGAGCAGACUGGGCCUGGCACCUGGGACCACAUGGCACUCCUCGCCCCCUCGCUGCCCCUCAACAAUGACUCCACGUCAAUAGGUUCUGCCUCUCCUGAAACCCCACGGACGCGCGCCACAACCUAUUGCCGGAGCCCCAAACUGGCACACUCCAAGUUCGUGACCAAGAAGACCAAGCGACAUUCAAACUGCUGCCAGUGCGCCGCGGGGGAGCUGGCCCAGACCGUCACCGUGGCCACCAUGAAUAACAACCGCCGCCGCUCCUCUACCAUCCACGUGUGUCUGCGCGGCAAUCUACACCAGUACGUGGACGUGUAGCCUUCAGGACGCUGAUGAGGACUUCAUAGCAUGUUGCAUUGCGUCCCGCCGCUACGCAAAACAGUGUACACGGGCGGGAGGCGGUGACUGUUGACUCUUGUAUCCACGACGCCAUUAUCAACGUUAUUCGAGGAGGAUGGAUCCUCCCAACCUACAUCUUUAGAUCGUACUAGCGCCCCACCUGUAGGGCAUGACAAAGCCUUAUCUCCACCUAUUAAAGUUCCGUAUAGUAUUUUUCUAGAUCAUUCAGCCCAGCAGGCCUGGCAUCUCCUAGACACUACUGGGCUUCAUCCGUACUGGAGGGCAAGAUGUACAUGCAGCUAACAACAGAUGACACACUCGUUAUGUUAAUUACAAACCUAAGGACUAGAAAUGUCACUCUGCUAUAUAUGAUUCACGAGAUAACUGACUAGUACUCACUAGUGGAGGCGUGAUACUCUGGGACCGCACGCUCAAAUUUUUCGACGUCACAUCUCAACUGUAUUAACAGGCUGUAGCUGAAGCUGUUUCGGUUUUCAAGAGUGUUUUCACGAUACUAGUGAUUGCUUGACAAGAAUAGCAAACACACCAACACAAACUAUGUCUCAAGCCCGGAAUCUCUCUCUCUCUCUCUCUCUCUCUCUCUCUCUCUCUCGAACUGCGAGUUUCAAACCUUUAAUCACGUCAUUAAUUACUACUUCACACGAUGACUCCGAACAGGGAGUGGGGGGAUGGGGGCAGCACUCAGUCAGUCAACAGUGGUAGUAGAUCAGUCACCCGGCUGUCUUAUCUUGAGGGCAUUGCGUGUUGCAGACGGUCAAGCGGCUCGUGAACUCCUUCCUCGAGAUAGAGUCAUUGUUGUUGCUGACAUUCGUGUGUAGUUAUCACUCUUGAAAAUACACUAGUUAAUUAACGUGUAUAUGGGGUACUGAUACGAUCAUAAGUAUAAAGCAUGGUACAAAGAAUACAGUAGGCCUAUACAUGGCAGUCUGUGGGUAAAAUUUGCAUGCACGUGCUCGCAUAUCAUUCCUCUCCAUAUGUAUUCGCUCAUUUAUUAUUUAUUUAUUUAUUUACUGUUUUAGUUUCUAGUUGACUAUAUUCUAACAGUCUGAUUACCGAGUGCGUAUGUUCCAGUCAUCUAUAACCCUGUUUGAGAAAAGUGUCUUCUACUUCCAUUGAUUUUUUUUUUUUCUUUCGAUUUUAAAGAGAUUCUUGAUUAUCAAACAGCAGCACCAGUCUGCCUUAUGAAUAAUUACACGAGUACAACUGAUGGUGAGCAAACACAUCGUCUAAAUUUACGAGUUACAUGAAGCUUUGAAUCAGGAAGAGAAUGAAUUUGAUCUUUUAACUUCCCUCUCAACUAAGGAAACGACCUAAUAAAUGAGUAUAUUCCGGUCGUUUAUAACUCUGAGAAUCAGUGUCUUCCUAUUUCCCUUUUAAAUUUCCAUCGAUAUUAAAGAGAAACGGGUAUCGGACAGCAGCACCAGUUAGACUUACUUUAAAUUACACAAUGUUGAAUUCAUCUGGUCUCCUCUGAUGAACGAUCCAUACGAGCUAAUAAGUGAGCUAAUGUUUCGUCCACGUCUUAUUUCAUGUUUUGAAUUAGAGAUUCAUGAAAACAUCCUGGAAUCCCCUGAUGACUUCCGCUAGUGUCUUUUAGAAGCAGUAGAGAUAAAACGAUGAUUCCUGUGAUCUCGAACUUCGACAUGAACGACGAUGAUAAUGAUAAUAGAGUAAUAUUUAAGUGCGGUAUGUGUGUGUUAUGCGGCAAAGCGUUCCCCGAAUCACCAAAUACCUGUAAAUACAUAUGGAAAGUAUCAUUGCUCUAUAACAAAACGUGCCGCCGUGACAAAAUUGCACACACACACACACACACACACACACACACACACAGAUCAAAGUUUGAACUUCCAAUAUUUUGAUAUUUUAGUAAGCAAUGCAAGUCUUUCAUGUUAUUCUUUAGAGUGGAAAAUCAG
Molecule: messenger RNA, 4004 nt
Organism: Scylla paramamosain (green mud crab)
Lineage: Eukaryota; Metazoa; Arthropoda; Malacostraca; Decapoda; Portunidae
Product: rhodopsin-like
Exons: 8
Coding region: 163-2049 (628 amino acids)
Biological process (GO): phototransduction; G protein-coupled receptor signaling pathway; visual perception
Cellular component (GO): plasma membrane
Molecular function (GO): G protein-coupled photoreceptor activity
Source: RefSeq, a predicted model, not a curated record